Clarias gariepinus (North African catfish) is the source of this 889-nucleotide messenger RNA. It is a transcript of the gene txndc17, whose product is annotated as thioredoxin domain containing 17. The transcript has 4 exons. NCBI's taxonomy places the organism in Eukaryota, Metazoa, Chordata, Actinopteri, Siluriformes, Clariidae. The record is from RefSeq and is a predicted model, not a curated record. Gene Ontology annotation, cellular component: cytosol. Bases 85 to 456 code for a protein of 123 amino acids. Gene Ontology annotation, molecular function: protein-disulfide reductase [NAD(P)H] activity.
ACAGAUCCGCUGUGGACCGUGUGUAGACCAGACACAGACUUUCACCUCAGUCUGACUGAACCCCGGUGAGUGCGCGCGCACAACAUGGCUAAUUAUGAAGAAGUCUCUGUGCACGGAUAUGAGGAAUUCUGCAAAGCUGUGGCUGAGAGAAAGGGGAAAGACAUCUUUGUGUACUUCAGUGGAGACAAAGAUGAUCAGGGGAAAAGCUGGUGUCCAGACUGUGUGAAAGCUGAGCCUGUGGUUCGUGGGGAAAUGGCUCAUCUUCCUGAAGGCUCUGUCUUCAUUUACUGCCAAGUGGGAAACCGGCCAUACUGGAAAGAUCAGAACAACGACUUUAAGAAGAAUCUAAAACUAACUGGAGUUCCUACUCUCCUUCGCUACAACACACCGCAGAAGCUGGUGGAGGAACAGUGUUUCAAAGCAGACCUGGUGCGCAUGAUGUUCACAGAAGACUAAUGCCAUAAUACUGGCUGUGUUCCACAUAUUGUCACCUAAUUUCCAAAGCAUUUGCUUUACCAUUGGUCAUUUUCAAUGUUUUGUUACCAUAUCAUCAGACUUGUACAAUUAUGUGUAUGUGUGUUUAGUGCAAGGUGAUGGGUAAAGUAUCAAUCUUGGUCAGCAUUCUGUGUCUAAAGGCAGUGUGUGCUGAUAGUAGUGAGAAUUUGUUGCAAUCACAUAAUGUAACAUAGUCUGUAUUUGUAUUUGUGUACAAAUUAUAAUGCUUAUGAGCUUGUUAGAGCUAAUGCCACAGAUUUGUUAAUCAAUUCUUCAGGUGUGUAUCAAAUUAAUUUUUAUUUGCUAGAUGUGUCGGACAUACAGUAAGUAAGUAAGUAUUGUCUAACAAUUUUUGAUCUUGUCCAACAACAAUAAAUAAAUCUUGGUGACUGGA